AUGCUGCUCCCCAAGGCGGCGCCUACGAUUGGUGGACCACUCGAGGCAAGCUGGGAGAUCAACUUUCGACCUGUACUCCCCAGCGUCGCCCUAUGCAUCUCCUGGCUCUUCUUCUUGUGCCUCACCUUGCCCUCACGAACAACAGCAUGGAGACUUGUACGUCUAGCUUCGUUCCCAGCGUUGGCUUCGAUCGCGAUCCCGGUCGCCUUCAACCGCGCGUACACGUUGGGCAACCCAUUGCGAGACCUAGCCAUGCCGACCAUUACCUGGACCAUCAUGUGCAAAGCGGUCGAAAUCUGCUUCGUAUACUCAAAGGGCGGCCCUCGACACAUCCGUCCGUUUCUGCCCAAUGCUGCCCAGCCAGUCUCAAGGAUGGAAGAAGCCCACUACGCCAAGUACAAGUGGAAGGAAGUCAAUUUUCCCGUGCUUUUUUCAUGGGAUCGAUUCGUAUACGGUCUCGAUGUCCUCUUACUGCGGCGCCCGGGUACCAGCCCCAUCUUUGCGAAACAGGGAAGAGCGCUUGAGUGGUCCAAGCGAGGCUUGAACGAAUGGUCUUGUUUUCUCAAGCUCAACAAGUCGCCGACAUCAGAAGUGAUCGACUUCAUGGGCCUCUACCUUCCUGUCGGCUCUGCGACAACUCGCGAUCUCUGUCACAAGAUCCUGCCCUCCAACUUUACACGGCGGCAGUUGGUUCUGCGGGGCGUUCCAAAUUCGGCGUUCGAGUUGCCUUUGCCUACAAGGGUUGCUAUGGUUGCCUCAGUCGGAGGAGCCAUCUUUCUCGCUCCUGGCUUCCUGGAGGGGCUCAUUCUCAAAGUGUGGAGGCCCAAGCCGGCGACGUCUUUCCUCUCGAGCUUCGAGCAGCCCCUCACUUCGCCUGGUCUGGCACGUCUCUGGGCACGUAGCUGGCACUCCGUUUCGCAGCGCGACUAUCUCAACCUCGCUUUCGUGAUGCCGUUCUCGCAAAAUCAAGUAUUGCACCUGCUCUACGUGUUCUUCUGGUCCGGAGUGCAGCACUCCUGGAUGUUCGCCAGAUUGCGGCCCAGCCCAUCGGAUACACUGGACCUGCCCACGCUGCUCUCAGCCAUGAUAGAUCCAGGCAUGAUCACAUUUUUCCUCAGUCAAGGGGUAGGUGUCUUGGUAGAGCAGGCGGCACUUGAUGCACUGCCACCGUCGUGGAAGAAGCGUCGCACAACGAUCGCGGUCGCCAAGCGAGUCUGGAUGUUCCUGAUGCUGCUUGUGCCAGGGUUCAUGUUUCUGGAUAGCAUGCUACGGAAACGGCUCAUGUCAAAGGACAUUUUCGACGGCUUUUCGCCCCGAUCAUUGGCUCUGAUGUUUGCCGGCAAGGCGUAUGCAGUGUCUUCGGGGUAG
Sporisorium graminicola is the source of this 1368-nucleotide messenger RNA. RefSeq lists its product as uncharacterized. Gene Ontology annotation, biological process: lipid metabolic process. The record is from RefSeq and is a predicted model, not a curated record. Bases 1 to 1368 code for a protein of 455 amino acids. Lineage: Eukaryota; Fungi; Basidiomycota; Ustilaginomycetes; Ustilaginales; Ustilaginaceae. The transcript is spliced from 3 exons.